UACUUACCGCCGUCAGUGUGUCUGUGUGUGUGUGUGUUCAGGGGAUAGAUAGUACAGAACGCAGUGAGCUGGAGUCCAGACGGACCCAAAUUUCACCUUUUGCCUUCAAUUCUAGGAUUUUCUCGUCCACCUGGAGCGUGAGUCCCUGAGCGUCUUAUUAAUGUGUGACCCGAGGUUGUCCGUGGCAGUAACCAACCAGCUCGCCGAUGGCCGCCGCCGCCGCCGCGGGCACGACGCCGCGGCCUCCGGUGAAGAGCGUGGUGGUGUACAAGAACGGAGACCCCUUCUACAGUGGACGGAGGUUCGUGGUCAACCAGAGACAGGUGGCCACCAUGGAGGCCUUUCUGACUGAAGUGACCCAGAGCAUCGGGGCUCCGCUCGCCGUCAGGACUCUGUACACCCCGAGAAAGGGUCACAAGGUCAUAGACCUCCAGGAGCUUCAGACGGGAGCCCAGUAUGUCGCUGCUGGCUUUGAGAGGUUCAAGAAACUGGAUUACUUGAACGCCAGAGCGAAGAAUCCGCCCGCUGCCCGUGAAGAAAGCCAGGCCAAAGUAACCCAGAGGCCAAAUGUUUCAGCCAAAUGGAGGAAGUUUAUACCCAUACCUUGCAUUUUACACGUUUUCCGUAAUGGAGAUCUCCUGUGUCCACCAUUCCGGUUCAUCAUUCCUCGGAGCAUGCAGCAGGACCUGGAGAAGAUCCUGAGUCUGGUCACCGAGAAGGUCAGCCUACGAACCGGAGCGGUGCGCAGGUUGUGCACCUUGGAGGGGGUAACUGUGUCCUCAGCUGUGGAGCUGGAGACAGGCCACUGCUACGUUGCCGUGGGAACCGAGAGGUUCAAGAAACUUCCAUAUGUGGAGCUGUUGGUUUCAAAAGCCACAGAGAGAUAUAAUCCAGGAAAGAGGAGGCUGUUAAGGAGAAACGAGUGCAGGAAGGCGAGGAGCGGUCCGGAAGACCAGCGACUCAGCGACUCAGCCCUGCUCGACUCCCCAGAGUUCGGUCCGGCGGGGUUUCAGUCAGACGGCCGGCGGGUGAAGUCGACCGGGGACGAAGCGGCAGCUCCGGCAGCCGCGCAGCAGGGCAGCAGGAGAGAGGCAGCUGACGAGGCCUCUGCGUUCUUCGCCAGGCCGGUCAAGAUCCGCAGCUACAGGGGACAGCCGAGACCCCCACCCAGCAACGGGCCCGUCCAGCCGAGCGUGUCCAAAAGAGCACCGAGGAGGAGGAGAGAGGAGGCGCGAGGGGCCGAGGAGGUCCACGAGGACGAAAACACCGCCACGGAGCUCCCCGUUGACCAGAAAGCUGCAGAAAUAGUGGAGGACGAGGAUUUCAACAACAGACACACACAGCAGGCUCCGUCACCUGAACAAGAUGGUGUGAAACAGACGGAAAGCUCUGCUUGCACUCAUCACUCUGCUGCGGAAAUACUGGUGCACGAGCCGAAGCAGACGUCUUCAAAGUCACGGCCUUCGUCAUCAGCCACCGCGCCACAGAACGGGGAAGAAAAGGAGAGCCUACGUAACGCUCAUCGGGAGGACUGUUAAACCACAAGCACGAAAGAUGGCGGCGAGACGUCGCGUCAUCAUAACGGCAGAAGGCAAAAUGAGUCUUUGAUCACGUUGGAGAUAUUUCGACUGUGAUGAUGAAACAUGUGAAAUCAUUCAUUUAUGCCGUUAUCUUUUACAAAAGAAAUAACGAGUCAAAAGUGCUCGGAUAAUAUAAGAACAGAAAUGACAAAUGAUGGACACACUACUAUGAGCUCUAUUUUAAUACAGUCAGUCAAAACUGGACUUUUCUGACAUUGUAAGCUCCCAAAAGACAGUGAUCAUUCUAAUGCAGAUAUUGUGUAUCUAUAUACAAUUUGUAUACAUGGAGCAAUAUUUUUGAGACAUUUUAUUCCUAAAUGUAUUUACGAUCUGCAGAAAUCAGCGAUGGAGACCAUUGUGUUUUGCCAAAAAUUUAAUAAUAAACGAUCAGGCACAUAUCAAGCUAAAUAGGUCAACCCAUAACAAAGUAAAUGUCCAUUUCAAGACUGACAAUAAAAAUAUAUAUUACUAUGUUUCAA
Messenger RNA from Pungitius pungitius (ninespine stickleback), 2059 nucleotides. RefSeq names its product doublecortin domain containing 2B (gene dcdc2b). The record is from RefSeq and is a predicted model, not a curated record. The transcript is spliced from 14 exons. Bases 207 to 1538 code for a protein of 443 amino acids. Gene Ontology annotation, cellular component: microtubule organizing center; microtubule. NCBI's taxonomy places the organism in Eukaryota, Metazoa, Chordata, Actinopteri, Perciformes, Gasterosteidae. Gene Ontology annotation, biological process: intracellular signal transduction.